Acanthopagrus latus (yellowfin seabream) is the source of this 2035-nucleotide messenger RNA. RefSeq names its product phosphogluconate dehydrogenase (gene pgd). The transcript is spliced from 13 exons. The coding region runs from base 148 to 1599 and encodes 483 amino acids. Gene Ontology annotation, cellular component: cytosol. The record is from RefSeq and is a predicted model, not a curated record. Gene Ontology annotation, biological process: pentose-phosphate shunt, oxidative branch; pentose-phosphate shunt. Lineage: Eukaryota; Metazoa; Chordata; Actinopteri; Spariformes; Sparidae. Gene Ontology annotation, molecular function: phosphogluconate dehydrogenase (decarboxylating) activity; NADP binding.
GGUCUCCUCGUACUCGUCACGCUGGAAGGGGAACAAGGAAGUGAAAUAAGAGAGCGAGGAGGAAACCUGAAGUGAAGUGGACUGGUGUGAGACCUCGAUUGUCAUUUCAUCACUGUUACUCCACGGUUACUGUACCCGCCGAGCACCAUGGCUGAAGCAGACAUUGCACUGAUUGGAUUGGCUGUCAUGGGCCAAAACCUCAUCAUGAACAUGAAUGACCAUGGCUUCGUGGUCUGUGCCUACAACCGAACCGUGUCCAAGGUGCACGACUUCCUGAAGAAUGAGGCAAAGGGCUCCAAGGUGGUCGGAGCAGAGUCCCUUGAGGACAUGGUGUCCAAGCUGAAGAAGCCCAGAAGGAUCAUCCUGCUGGUGAAGGCCGGACAGGCUGUGGAUGACUUCAUUGAUAAACUGGUUCCUCUUCUUGAAGCUGGGGAUAUCAUCAUUGAUGGUGGCAACUCUGAGUACAGAGACACAACCCGGCGGUGCCAGAGUCUGAAAGCGAAGGGCUUGCUGUUUGUUGGCAGCGGAGUCAGUGGCGGUGAGGAAGGGGCACGUUAUGGACCCUCACUCAUGCCAGGAGGACAUAUAGAGGCCUGGCCACACAUAAAAGACAUCUUCCAGAGCAUCGCUGCCAAGGUUGGAACAGGAGAACCUUGUUGUGACUGGGUCGGAGAUGAGGGUGCAGGUCAUUUUGUGAAAAUGGUCCAUAAUGGCAUUGAGUAUGGCGACAUGCAGCUGAUUUGUGAGGCCUAUCACCUGAUGAAGGAUGUUCUGGGUAUGGAUCAUGAUGAGAUGGCACAGGCCUUCGACAAGUGGAACAAGACAGAGCUGGACUCCUUCCUCAUCGAGAUCACGGCUAACAUCUUCAAAUACAGGGACUCUGAUGGGACACACCUGCUGCCCAAGAUCCGCGACAGCGCCGGACAGAAAGGCACAGGGAAGUGGACGGCCAUCUCAGCCCUGGAGUACGGCACACCUGUCACUUUGAUCGGGGAGGCUGUCUUUGCCAGAUGCCUGUCCUCACUCAAGGAUGAGAGAGUUGAGGCCAGCCGCAGCCUUUCAGGGCCGCAGGGGGUCAAAUUCAGCGGUGACAAGGAAGCCUUCCUGGAAGACAUCAGAAAGGCCCUCUACGCCUCCAAGAUCAUUUCCUACGCACAGGGCUUCAUGCUGCUGCGUCAGGCAGCCAAAGAGUUCGGCUGGUCCCUCAACUACGGUGCCAUCGCUCUGAUGUGGAGGGGAGGCUGCAUCAUCCGAAGUGUCUUCCUGGGUAAAAUCAAAGAAGCGUUCGACCGGGAUGCAGAGCUGCAGAACCUGCUGCUGGACACUUUCUUCAGUAAUGCUGUGCAGGACUGUCAGGAGUCAUGGCGCAGAGCAGUCAGCACUGGAGUCCAGCAUGGCAUCCCUAUGCCCUGCUUCACCACAGCUCUGUCCUUCUAUGAUGGUUACAGACAUGAAAAGCUGCCAGCAAACCUCCUCCAGGCCCAGAGGGACUACUUUGGGGCCCACACAUACGAACUGCUGUCAAACCCCGGUCAUUUCAUCCACACCAACUGGACGGGUCACGGAGGAAACGUCUCCUCCUCAUCCUACAAUGCUUAAAGAUCAUCUUACAUCUCUGAAAACCACAAAACCAGAUGACAGGACGAAGAUGAGGGGAAACGAUUUGAGACAACAUGUUACACAUUCCAUCUUUGACUGAAUAUUUAGGAGCCACCCACCACAAAGAUUUCCUUUUCUUCAACUUUUCACCCCCCUCGAAGACGUGUUCAUGCAGUUUUAUUUAUCAAGAAAUGGAAUCAUAGAUUACGUGUGUUGUAAACUCUACACCCUCUGUGUUUUCUUGUAUCGACUUUUAUCACGUGUGGUGGAGCAGUAAAGAGUUGACUCCAUCUGGAAGCUAUUGAUAUGAUGCUGGCUAUCAGGCUAAGGUUCACCUGUCAUGUUGGGCCCAGGGUUCACUGUGUUAACACUGGAUUAAGGUGAACAGUUGCACUGUACUGUAUUAGGCUAAAUAAAGAUUUCAAUCCCUUUAUAA